Messenger RNA from Cucurbitaria berberidis CBS 394.84, 1176 nucleotides. Its product is annotated as thiamine pyrophosphokinase. The transcript is spliced from 2 exons. Lineage: Eukaryota; Fungi; Ascomycota; Dothideomycetes; Pleosporales; Cucurbitariaceae. Gene Ontology annotation, molecular function: ATP binding; thiamine diphosphokinase activity; thiamine binding. Gene Ontology annotation, biological process: thiamine metabolic process; thiamine diphosphate biosynthetic process. Bases 46 to 840 code for a protein of 264 amino acids. The record is from RefSeq and is a predicted model, not a curated record.
CGACAAUUGUUAAGCAUUCGCACAUUUUUUAUUAAAUUUGGAGACAUGGGUGUACCUGAAGCAAGCGAGUUCUAUCCAGCAAGAUUCCUUGUAGAAAGCGAUCACCCAGAAGAUUCUUCAACCCCUCCAGACCUACUCAUCCUAAACCAACCAAUUGCCCAUUUCGCGGCCUUCUCACGACUCUGGAAACACUCAAAAUAUCGGAUAUGCGCCGAUGGAGGUGCUAAUAGGCUAUUUGACAUGUUUCAGGGGGACUUGGCAAAACAACGAGCACAGUUUCUACCCAAUUCUGUACAUGGAGAUCUUGAUUCACUGCGCGACGAUGUGCGUGAGUACUAUACCGCACAUGGAGUCGAGGUGUCGCAAGAUCAUGACCAGGAAAGCACGGAUUUUGGCAAGUGCAUGCAGAAGAUUUCUUCAAGAGUAUCUUCCACAGAUCUGCAAGACGUGCUAAUUCUUGGAACCUUGGGAGGAAGAGUCGAUCAAGGCCUAGGGCUUUUGCACGAAAUGGUCAGAGAAGAGACGAAGCAUUCCAAUCUAAGGCUGUGGCUCUUCUCCGAAUCUAGCCUUUCUUUCAUUCUCAAGAGUGAAAGGAGUGUGAUAAGGGGGCUUCAAAGCAGUGGAGUCUUUACGGAAAAUGUUGGCUUUGUUCCAAUUUAUGGGCCCGCGGUGAUCACGACUGCUGGGCUGGAGUGGGAUGUCAAAGAUUGGAAUACGCAGAUGGGUGGGCGGGUGAGCACAAGCAAUCAUGUGCGAGCGGAUGAGAUCUGGGUUGAGACGAACGCGCCAAUUUUGUUUACGAUUGAAAGAGCACGCUUGCAAGAAAUAGAAAGGAUGUGAGGUCACUUACCGGAGUCCUUAUUGCGCGACUUGCUUGUAUGUGCACGUCUCUUACUGGGGCCCGCAGCUUCUAGAUAAGAGAGUUGCGUCUCUGGGCAGCACGUUCUUCCCAGAGCCAACCAGGACGCUCUCGCCCGUUGUACAGCCGACGCGCCACGAUGAUGCACCAAGAUUUACAGGCGCUAAGAGACAAAUCGUUGCUCGCAAUUUGACAAUCUGGGCGCCGAGACACGUUCAAAGAGACAAGCACAAGGGUUGGGAUUGUAUGAACAAGACAGUGUUAGUACAUAUGAUACAGAGGCAUGUAAAAAUUCAAGAAGACUUUCCACGGCGAUG